AGGGCCUAAAGAUAGCUGUAAAGGGGCAAAGUAAAUCAAUUAACUCCAUGGUGUUCAUCUCUUGAUAUCAAAACUUCUUUCUUUACACGCUUCUCCUCUGAUCCUGUGGAGAUGAAAAUUGACAUCCAUAAUCAUAUUCUACCAAAAGAAUGGCCAGAUCUAAAAAAGAGAUUCGGCUAUGGAGGCUGGGUGCAGCUCCAACACCACAGCAAGGGAGAAGCGAAGAUGCUGAAAGAUGGGAAGGUUUUCAGGGUGAUCCAAGAGAACUGCUGGGAUCCAGAAGUCCGUAUUAGAGAAAUGGACCAAACAGGAGUGACCGUGCAAGCCCUUUCCACAGUUCCCGUCAUGUUUAGCUACUGGGCCAAACCUCAAGACACGCUAGACCUGUGCCAGUUUUUAAACAACGACUUAGCUGCCACCGUAGCGAGGUACCCCAGGAGGUUCAUGGGCCUGGGGACAUUGCCCAUGCAGGCCCCGGAGCUGGCCGUCAAGGAGAUGGAGCGCUGUGUGAAGGAGCUGGGCUUCCCGGGGGUCCAGAUCGGCUCCCACGUCAACACAUGGGACCUGAAUGCGCAGGAACUUUUCCCUGUCUAUGCAGCAGCUGAGAAGCUGAACUGUUCCCUAUUCGUGCACCCCUGGGACAUGCAGAUGGACGGACGGAUGGCCAAAUACUGGCUCCCUUGGCUCGUAGGAAUGCCAGCAGAGACCACCACAGCCAUUUGCUCCAUGAUCAUGGGUGGAGUGUUCGAGAAGUUUCCUAAACUGAAAGUGUGUUUUGCACAUGGAGGUGGAGCCUUCCCCUUUACAGUAGGAAGAAUCUCCCAUGGAUUCAGUGUGCGCCCAGAUCUGUGUGCCCAGGACAAUCCAAUCAACCCAAGGAAGUAUCUUGGUUCCUUUUACACAGACUCCUUGGUUCACGAUCCCCUGGCCCUCAAGCUGUUAACAGAUGUCGUGGGAAAGGAUAAAGUCAUUUUGGGAACUGAUUACCCCUUUCCACUAGGUGAGCUAGAACCUGGAAAAUUGAUAGAAUCCAUGGAAGAAUUUGAUGCAGAAACGAAGGACAAACUCAAAGCUGGCAAUGCCCUAGCAUUUUUGGGUCUUGAGAGAAAACAAUUUGAAUGACUGAAUUCACUACAAAGGCAAUCUUUCAAGAAGAUAUUUUAUUCUUG
Messenger RNA from Myotis myotis, 1169 nucleotides. RefSeq names its product aminocarboxymuconate semialdehyde decarboxylase (gene ACMSD). Gene Ontology annotation, molecular function: hydrolase activity; carboxy-lyase activity. The record is from RefSeq and is a predicted model, not a curated record. The transcript has 10 exons. The coding region runs from base 112 to 1122 and encodes 336 amino acids. Gene Ontology annotation, biological process: secondary metabolic process. NCBI's taxonomy places the organism in Eukaryota, Metazoa, Chordata, Mammalia, Chiroptera, Vespertilionidae. Gene Ontology annotation, cellular component: cytosol; cytoplasm.